This is a messenger RNA of Ceratitis capitata (Mediterranean fruit fly), 1635 nucleotides long. Its product is annotated as serine protease gd. NCBI's taxonomy places the organism in Eukaryota, Metazoa, Arthropoda, Insecta, Diptera, Tephritidae. Bases 181 to 1584 code for a protein of 467 amino acids. The transcript has 4 exons. The record is from RefSeq and is a predicted model, not a curated record. Gene Ontology annotation, molecular function: serine-type endopeptidase activity. Gene Ontology annotation, biological process: proteolysis.
CAAAAAAAAAAAAAAAGAAAAGAAUUUUAAUACAAAACUUUCACCAUAAGCUUAAGUCUCUUUUCACAUAUAGUAAGAGUAUAUAUAUUUUAUUAUAUAUACAUAUGUGCCCUUGUGUUUACUUUAAAUUUAUUUUUGUAAAAGUUCAUAUAACAAAAAUCAAAUUCACUAAAUUAAAUUAUGUUGCCUUGCCUCUUGUUAAGUAUUUUCCUACUUCCACACUUUUGCCUUGCUCAAUCACCCGUCGCGUCGCCUUGUGAGCAGCAUUUCACCUAUCUACACGAGGGCAAUGACUACUUUGGUCAGAUUAAAUUGGAACGUUUGGAAAGAGGACGCACUGAGAUUAAAGUGACAUUCUCACAGCGCGAUUCACUGACAUCGAACUACUACGGCACCAUUACCCCCUACCCGGAUGGACAACUACAAGUGAACCGUAUGCCGGUGCUGUUUCGUGUACACUUUCCGAACCCCAGUAGACCACCGAAAUUAACAAAGCUCAGCAUUAAUAGCAAUGUGCUUUGCACCGGACCAGCUUAUUCAGCGCCGAGCAGCUGGUUUGAGCUCACUUACACGGUGAAUGCUCACAGCGCUGGUGGCCGACCACAAGCGCCAGCAUCCGCCCCCGCUACAGCACCUACAGCACCAACAACACAAGAACAUACACAUACUACACGCUACACCACGCGUCCGACAAAGGCCAGCACCUAUUUUACCUCAGCGCCAGCAGUCGGCCUGCCAACGGAAACGGCAGCCAUACCACCACCGCAAAAGUUUUCAAACAUCUUUCUCACACAGCGUUUCCAACAGAACACCACCAUCACCUGCGGUACUGAGGGCAGUGUUCUUCGUCCAUUUCUACAUGGUGGCAAAGAGUUGAUACGCGGACAAUUUCCUUGGAUGGCUGCGGUCUAUCGCAAAGAGACGGUUCAUAGUCUGUCAUACAUUUGUGGUGGUACUUUGUUGUCGGCGAAAAGUGUCGUCUCAGCCGCUCAUUGUUUCAACAAUUUGCCUGCCAUGAAGGUAGCUCUCUUCCUCGGACGCACAAAUUUGGAGAGUUUCAGUGAGGAUGGUUUCAUCACGCGUGAUGUUGAACGUUUGGUUAUACAUCCGGACUAUAAUAAUCUACCAGAUGCGGAUAUAGCUGUGUUGCACAUGGCGGCUAUUGGCAGCUUUACCGAUUACAUUCGUCCCAUUUGCCUAUGGACCGAAUCAACGCACAUCUCACGAAUAGUUGGCCUGAAGGGCUCUGUAGCCGGUUGGGGUUCGAAUGAGAAUGGUCAACUCGUCUCACCGAUCGCCAAGAGAGCAGAUGUGGAAAUCGUCAGCGAAGUGGAUUGUAUACGCUCCUCGGCGGUUUUCUCUAAGCUCGUGACAAGUCGAGCAUUCUGCGCUGGAAAUCGUGAUGGUGUUGGGCCCUGUAUGGGCGAUUCGGGUAGCGGUUUAGUGUUGCAACGCAACAAUCGUUGGAUGCUGCGCGGCAUAGUGUCAUUUGGCCAAACAAAUCGGGGUCAAUGUAAUUUACAUGAAUAUGUCGUAUAUGUAGAUGUGGCACAACACUUAAAUUGGCUCGAGGAUAAUAUGUAAACGAGGCGCAAAUAUGAAAUAAAAUAAUUACAGGAUGAUAUUUUUAGACAA